Messenger RNA from Penicillium olsonii, 1536 nucleotides. Lineage: Eukaryota; Fungi; Ascomycota; Eurotiomycetes; Eurotiales; Aspergillaceae. The record is from the annotation of a GenBank genome assembly.
AUGUCGAGCUCGGAGCUGGACCUAGAUCGGCUCUCCGAUAGCGAGAGAACCGCGCUAGAGAUGUACAUGGCUGUGACCAGUCAAGAACCAGCAGAAGCGAUUCCCCUUCUGCGACGUUCAGAAUGGAACGUGCAGAUCGCGAUAUCCAAAUUCUUUGAUGGCGAAGGACCGGACCCUCUGGCAGAGGCCCGAUCGGCCAUGGACCAACCGCCACCACCUCAACAGAACCGCCGAACCCAGAAUUUGAUGACCGACGAUUUCACCGAGCACUUGUCGCAGAUAGCCCGCGUCACAGACCCGGCGCCACGGAUUGGCACCCAGUCGGCCGACCAGCCUACCUACCGAGCUCCAUUGAUCAUUGCGCUGCUAUUCAUGCCCUUCAACCUUGUCUACCGAUUACUCUGCGGUUCAUUCCGUCUGUUCGGGCGUCUGUUUCCUUUCCUCCCACGAUUGUUCAACAGAACCGCAAACCCCGCGCUACAAGGCGCCCGCCAGAAUACUACGGGCCGCCGUCCCCUCGGUCCCAAGGACACCGCUGCUCGUUUCAUCCGAGAAUUCGAGGAGGAGUAUGAGUCGCAUCCAAUUCCGUUCUUGGAAAAUGGCUACAACAUGGCGCUGGAGAAAGCCCACCGUGAUCUGAAGUUCCUAUUCGUCGUACUCUUGUCGCCUGAACACGACGACACGAGCAGUUGGGUCCGAGAUACCUUGCUCGCACCCGAGGUGGUGGAGUUUAUCAACGAUCCUCGAAACAACCUCCUCGUGUGGGGAGGCAACGUCCGUGACUCUGAGGCCUACCAGGUCGCCAACUCGCUGCGCGUCACCAAAUUUCCCUUUGCCGCCGUUGUCGUCCACACGCCAAACGUCUCCUCUACUGCCAUGUCUGUCGUUGGUCGGAUCGCCGGGGUGAACUCACCCGCCGAAGUUGUCACCAAGCUCCGCGCCGCCGUCACCUCCAAUCAGGAACCCCUGGAGCGCAUUCGAUCCUCCCGCGCGGAACAACAAGCCUCGCGCAGCCUACGUGAAGAGCAAGACUCCGCCUACGAGCGGUCGCUGGCGAUCGACCGAGAGCGCGCCCGGCAACGCCGUGAGGCAGAAGCGGAGCGCCAACGCGAGGAAGAAGCAGCCGCUGGACGCCAAGCCGCCGAGGAGCGGAGGCGCCGAGACCUGGCUCAGUGGAAGCUCUGGCGUGCGCAGUCUCUCCGCGCCGAGCCCGGCCCCGACGUCCAGGAUGCUGUCCGGGUGAGUGUUCGACUGCCCUCCGGCGAGCGAAUUAUGCGUAAGUUUGCGCCCGACACCGCCAUGGAAGAGCUCUACGCCACGGUCGAGUGCUGGGAAGCCUUGCAGGAUGCAGAUGCACCCGCGACCAAGGAACCCGAGGGGUUUGUGCACCAAUACACCUUCCAACUGGUUUCGCCCAUGCCUCGGGUGGUUUAUUCUCUAGAUGACGGAGGCUCGAUUCGCGAGAAGAUCGGUCGCGGUGGGAAUUUGUUAGUGGAACCGAUUGACGAUGACGAGGAUGAUGCGAGCGAAGUGUGA